AUGGCGCUCAAGGUCGCGGUGAUCGGUGCGGGGGGCGUUGGGAGGACACUGGGAGCGCGCUUGCUGCUGAGUCCGAGCAAAUUCAGCGUCAAGUACGGGGUUAGGAGCACGGAGGCGAGGAAGACGCGGGACCUGCUGGCGGAGCAGCAGGGGAGUUCGGCCGCAACUGUGCACGAGGCAAUCCAGUGGUCGGACGCCGCGAUCGUCGCCCUGCCGGGCGCGCACGACGAUGCGGACAUGGCCGCGCUCGUCGAGACCCUCGGUCCGUGCGACGGAAAGGUCAUCCUAGAUGCCACAAACCCUCUGUCUCCGUUCCAAGACGGUCUGAAAGUGCGCUGGGGGCGCGACAGCGGCGGCGAGGCUCUCGCGAAGGCCGUCCCCGAGGCGCACGUCGUCAAGUGCUUCAACACCAUCGGGAUGGAGCACAUGGCCGAUCCGGUGCAAAAUCAAACCGGGCAGCCAAUGACGAUGAUGUACGCGGGGGCCCCGGAGGCGCGCGAGGUGACGGAGCGGAUCGUCGAGGGCGUGGGGUUCCGGCCGCGCUACUGCGGUCCCAUCUACUACGCGCGCCAUCUCGAGGCCAUGGCGGAGCUGUGGAUCCACGCCUCGCUCGGGGUGGGGGAGUUUCCCCCUGACGCGGCCUGGGGGCGGAACUGGUCCUUCGAGGUGUCGGAGGGCAGCUGCGGGGGCGACUGA
Molecule: messenger RNA, 696 nt
Organism: Pedinophyceae sp. YPF-701
Lineage: Eukaryota; Viridiplantae; Chlorophyta; Pedinophyceae
Source: the annotation of a GenBank genome assembly